This is a messenger RNA of Heterocephalus glaber (naked mole-rat), 1654 nucleotides long. NCBI's taxonomy places the organism in Eukaryota, Metazoa, Chordata, Mammalia, Rodentia, Bathyergidae. The record is from RefSeq and is a predicted model, not a curated record.
AUGGAACUGCUUUGGCUGUUGUCUCCACUGUCCCCUCCAGACCCAGAGGUACAGAAUGUUUCAGUGUUUUAGCACUUUAAAAGUCUGAUUGAUUUAAGAAAACAAGGGGAUCCACAUCAGAUAGUGAAAUAUAUUAAUCCUAAAGAGGCAGAACUUCUAGAUGCUGCUGCUGGUAUUCAUGUAUGCUUCAGAUUAGGGGGGAUAAGUAUGCCUGAAUAUUGAGUUAAAUUUCCACCUGAUAGAUACUAUAAAAUUUUUACACACAGACAUAUUGAAGAUUUAUGUGCUAACAGCCCUAGAGAUUAUACAAAGCUCCCAGCAAAACAUACAUCUCAUAAUAAAAAUGAUCAUACUCAGGAAGAGGAUCACAGUGGCUGGUAUCGUUGAAUAGAAAACAAUGGCUGGCGGCCUGUUUCUGAUAGGUUUUGGAUGCCAACUGGCAAUGAAGUGGUGGAUGACCAAAAGGAAAGUGAAUUCCAUUUCUCUAAACUGAAGAGAAGGCAAGAUUUGGAAAGAAAAAGAAAAAUUAGAAAAAUAGAAUGGAUGAGACAAAUGUAUUAUGCAGGAAGCCUGCAGGCUAAGUCAACUCAUUAUGAAACUAUAGGCUUAAUCCAUACAGCAACAAAAGGGCUCAUAAGAACCAUGGAAGAUGGUGGGAUAGAUUCUGUGAUGGAAUGGGAAGUGGAUGAAGUGCUGAACUGGACAAAUACCCUCAACUUUGAUGAGUAUAUUGCCAACUGGAAGCAAAUUGCUACAAGCAACUCUUCAGUUAACUUCAAAGGUAGGUUUCGGUUUUGAGCAAAGAAAAAUAUAUAUGACUACCAAGAUGUAUCAGAGGCACAAAUGGGAACACCCUAUGGUAUUUUAUAUGAAAAUGUUUAUAAAGAGCCAAACUCUAUUAGAUUAACACCCAACUCCACAUAUGGAAUAUAAACAUAAUGUACUUUUAUUCUUUGAGCUGUGGCCCUUCAAGCCCUGCAUUCAUCAGUUGGAACUAAGAGACAGCUCAGGCUAACUAGAAUGACUUGUGUAUGUAGUCUUGUCACAGAAUCUAGCCCAGUUAAAUCAGGAAGAUUGAAAAGAAACAAAAUGUUAGCCCAAAUACAGUGGUCACAGAAAAUAGACAAAAUAUUCUUGGUAUUCUGAGAAACUGUAGUAUUCUAACAAUCAGUUAAAUAAAGAUACAUUUAGUGUAAAAAAUAUUCAUAUUAUUUUCCUUUGUGCAGUCAUGCAAGACAGAGCUACGUAUCACAAAUCCAAAUGAGACUUGCUUUUUUCUCACCUCUCCCACCUCCCUUCAUCUUUUUAUUUCUCCACUGAACUUUUAAAAAUAUUAAGAUGUAACAGUACAUAUUUAUGGGGUACUCUGCAUUUCAACACAUGUAUACAACAUGUACUUAUCACAUCAGAGUAAUUAGCAUUCGUAUCUCCUAUGUCCUUUAUGUGUGGAGGCUUCAAAGUUACUCUUGUAGUUUUUCAAAAAAUACAUAAUAGGUUAUUGUGAACUAUACUAAAUCACUGUGCUGCAGAACACUAGAACUCAUUGCGUGUUUUGGAUCCCAUUAUCCUCCAAACCUUUAUUUUUUUAUAUCCUUUUAUUGGUACAUUGUAGGUGAGGUGUACAAUAUGACAUUCAUCAUUGGAGAUAUGCACC